Nerophis lumbriciformis (worm pipefish) is the source of this 486-nucleotide messenger RNA. RefSeq names its product large ribosomal subunit protein uL24. The record is from RefSeq and is a predicted model, not a curated record. Gene Ontology annotation, cellular component: large ribosomal subunit; ribosome. Gene Ontology annotation, molecular function: RNA binding; structural constituent of ribosome. Gene Ontology annotation, biological process: translation. NCBI's taxonomy places the organism in Eukaryota, Metazoa, Chordata, Actinopteri, Syngnathiformes, Syngnathidae.
UUCCGCCGGCCUUAGAAGAGUACACGGCAGGCAUCAUGAAGCUGAACAAAUUUGUAACCUGUUCCCGCCGUAAGAACCGCAAAAGGCAUUUCAAUGCCCCCUCACACAUCAGGAGGAGGAUCAUGUCCUCCCCCUUGUCCAAGGAGCUCCGUCAAAAGUACAACGUGAGGUCCAUGCCCAUCCGCAAAGAUGACGAAGUCCAGGUUGUCCGUGGACACUACAAAGGCCAGCAGAUUGGCAAAGUGGUGCAGGUCUACAGGAAGAAGUAUGUCAUCUACAUCGAGCGUGUCCAAAGAGAAAAGGCCAAUGGUACUACAGUCCAUGUCGGCAUCCAUCCCAGCAAGGUGGUCAUCACCAGGCUAAAGCUGGAUAAGGACCGCAAGAAGAUUCUAGAGCACAAGGCCAAAUCUCGCGCUGAUGGGAAGGAGAAGGGCAAAUACAAGGAGGAGACCAUUGAGAAGAUGCAGGAGUAAACAUCUUUUGCUA